AUGUUCCGCGUCAGCAACAACCUGGUGGGGAUCCUCAACCUGGUCACCUUCCUUCUCUCCAUCCCGAUCCUCGUCGCCGGUAUAUGGCUGAGCAAACAGGCCGACACUGAGUGCGAGCGCUGGCUGGAGAAGCCCGUCAUCGUCCUGGCCGUCUUUCUCAUGCUCGUCUCCCUCGCCGGCCUCAUCGGGGCCUGCUGCAAGGUCUCCUGGCUCCUCUGGUUCUACCUCCUUGUUAUGUUCCUCCUCAUCCUCCUCCUAACCGUCUUCACCAUUUUCGCCUUCGUCGUAACCAACAAGGGCGCCGGAGAGGCCCUCUCCGAGCGAGGAUACAAGGAGUACAGGCUCGGUGACUACUCUAACUGGCUCCAGGACAGGGUCAACAACAACAAAAACUGGAACAAGAUUAAGAGUUGCUUGCACGACAGCAAAGUCUGUUCCAGUUUCGCGGACAAGUACCUAAACGACACCGUCCAGCAAUUCUAUGCCGAGCACCUCUCCUCGCUUCAGUCUGGUUGCUGUAAGCCAUCAAAUGACUGUAAUUUCACCUAUGUGAAACCAACGGAAUGGAGCAAGACCAUGGGUGUUGCCUAUCCUAACCCCGACUGCAAUGCAUGGGACAAUGAUCCAAAGGUUUUAUGCUUCAAUUGUGAGUCAUGCAAGGCUGGAUUGCUGGACAACAUUAAAAGUAACUGGAAGAAGGUGGCUAUUGUCAACAUCAUAUUCCUUGUCUUCCUCAUUGUUGUGUACUCUGUUGGAUGCUGUGCGUUCAGAAACAAUAGGAAGGACAAUGCUUAUUGGAGUCGAUACUAGGCUUGAUUUGGAUCAUAUUCUGGCGUGUAGAGUGGUUAGAUUGCCACCUUCCAUCUUAUGCAUUACGUUUCACUGUCGGCACCUAUAUUUGUUUCUUUGUAAAGUGCUUUUGAAGACUAUAAUUUGUGUGUACUUAGUUUGUUGGCUAUUGGUUAUGACUUUUAGUUUGUUA
This is a messenger RNA of Juglans microcarpa x Juglans regia, 982 nucleotides long. Its product is annotated as tetraspanin-8-like. Gene Ontology annotation, cellular component: plasmodesma; plasma membrane. The transcript has 2 exons. Lineage: Eukaryota; Viridiplantae; Streptophyta; Magnoliopsida; Fagales; Juglandaceae. Bases 1 to 810 code for a protein of 269 amino acids. The record is from RefSeq and is a predicted model, not a curated record. Gene Ontology annotation, biological process: auxin-activated signaling pathway.